GAAACAGAACCGGCCAUGGCAGCAGCGGAGGAGGAGGACGGGGUACCUGAAGGGCCAAACCGCGAGCGGGGCGGGGCGGGCGCGACCUUCGAAUGUAAUAUAUGUCUGGAGACUGCUCGGGAAGCUGUGGUCAGUGUGUGUGGCCACCUGUACUGUUGGCCCUGUCUUCAUCAGUGGCUGGAGACACGGCCAGAGCGGCAGGAGUGCCCGGUGUGUAAAGCUGGGAUCAGCAGGGAAAAGGUUGUCCCCCUUUAUGGGCGAGGGAGCCAGAAGCCCCAGGAUCCCAGAUUGAAAACUCCACCUCGCCCCCAGGGCCAGCGACCGGCUCCAGAGAGCAGAGGGGGAUUCCAGCCAUUUGGUGAUACUGGGGGCUUUCACUUCUCAUUUGGUGUUGGUGCUUUUCCCUUCGGCUUUUUCACCACCGUCUUCAAUACCCACGAGCCAUUCCGCCGGGGUACAGGUGUGGAUCUGGGACAGGGUCACCCGGCUUCCAGCUGGCAGGACUCCCUCUUCCUGUUUCUCGCCAUCUUCUUCUUUUUCUGGCUGCUCAGUAUUUGAGCUAUGUCUCCUUCCUGCCCACCUCCAGCCAGAGGAGAAUCAGUAUUGGGGGUCCCUGCUGACCCUUCCUUAUUCCUGGACCCUCCCCCCAAGCCCCUCCGUUUCUAUUGGCUAAGGCCCACCCCAGCCACUCUCUAGGAGGGUGUGAGGAGGAGGAAUGACAUCUGUGCAUAGGAUGGGAGAACCUGCUCUGAACUGCUCACCCAGUAGCAUCAUAACUCCCAACUCUGGGAGAGGAGGACACACUGAAGAGAACGUUUGCUUCUCCUCUCACCUGAUCUUUUGCUUUCCCCUAGAUUUCUUGAUUUGAUGUUGAAAGGUGGGCAAGGCUCCCUCUGACUCUUCCCCUCUUUCCCUUUGUUGAUUUAAUUUAAUUUUCCUCUCCCCAGUAUCUAAUAUGGGUUCUAACUCGAAGUGCUUCCUUUCCCUCACUACCUCCUUUAUUACAAAUUCAAUAAACAAAGUGAGAUAUA
Equus quagga is the source of this 1031-nucleotide messenger RNA. It is a transcript of the gene RNF5, whose product is annotated as ring finger protein 5. Gene Ontology annotation, cellular component: endoplasmic reticulum. Gene Ontology annotation, molecular function: ubiquitin-like protein conjugating enzyme binding; ubiquitin protein ligase activity. Lineage: Eukaryota; Metazoa; Chordata; Mammalia; Perissodactyla; Equidae. Bases 16 to 558 code for a protein of 180 amino acids. Gene Ontology annotation, biological process: ubiquitin-dependent protein catabolic process. The record is from RefSeq and is a predicted model, not a curated record. The transcript is spliced from 6 exons.